Molecule: messenger RNA, 2931 nt
Organism: Coffea eugenioides
Lineage: Eukaryota; Viridiplantae; Streptophyta; Magnoliopsida; Gentianales; Rubiaceae
Exons: 7
Coding region: 1-2931 (976 amino acids)
Molecular function (GO): DNA binding; protein dimerization activity
Source: RefSeq, a predicted model, not a curated record
AUGACAAGCAAGGAUAUUGGUUGGGAACAUGGUAAACCCGUGGGAGGGAAUAGAAAAAUUGUGAGAUGCAAUUAUUGUGGAAAAAUAAUGCAUGGUGGCAUUACAAGGUUGAAAGAACAUGUCGGUCAUGUCAUAGGACAAGUUGAGCCUUGUCCAAGGGCCUCAAGUGAAGUUAGAGAUUUAAUGAAAAUGCAUCUAAAGAUUGGUAAGAUUCAAAGAGCUACAAUAAAACAGAAAAAAGAAGAAAUAUUGAAUUCUUUCCAACAAGAAAGUAUGCAUGGUAAUUUCAACAUGGUUGGCGACGAGGAGGACGAAGUCUUUUUUGAAAUUGAUGAAGAAAGUCGAAUGGCGUUGGAAAAAAAACAAAUGAAGCAAGCAAUUAGAGAGAGCCAAUACUUGCAAUUUUUAGACGAACAACGAAGGCAUUCGGUAUCUGGGAGUCGACCUUCUAUGUUUAUGUCAGGGAAUAUGGGUGUUGGCACUUCAAACCCAACGACUUCUGAAAAUAAAAGAGGAUUGUCACCUGACAAUCCUUAUUAUCAAUCGAUGAUUGAUGAAAUUGCCAAAGCUGGUUCUGGUAUUAAAGGCCCUUCAGCUUAUCAAAUUGGAAAUGAAUAUUUAGAUGAAGAAUUUGAAGAGCUUGAGAAAUAUCUUGGAGAUAUUUAUGAUAAAUUUUCAACUUUUGGUUGUACACUUAUGUGUGAUGGGUGGAGCACUCGUACAAAACAUCCAAUAAUAAAUUUUAUGGUAUACUGUGAUAGGCACAUGAUAUACCAUAGUUCAGUUGAUUGUACCAAUAUUAAGAAAACUGCUGAAUAUAUUUUCAAGUUAAUGGAUGAGGUAGUAGAGGUUGUGGGGAAAAAAAAUGUUGUGCAAGUUGUGACAGAUAGUGAAUCUAGUAUGAAAGCUGCUGGACAACUGUUGAUGAAAAAAAGAAAAAAUCUUUUCUGGUCACCUUGCGCUGCGCAUUGUAUAGAUUUGAUGUUGGAGGAUAUUGGCAAAAUGGAUAAUGUAAAAGAAACUAUUGCUCAAGGGAAGAAGAUAACAAGUUUCAUAUAUAACAGUGAUAAAGUAGUGAAUCUAAUGAAGACAUAUACAAAAAAAAGGGAACUGCUACGUCCAGAACUAAAAAGAAUGUGCACCUCAGAUGAAUGGGCAGAGUUUAAUAACACUACCAAGAGAAAAGCAGAAGCUAUUAAAGUAGCUGAGUUGAUAUUGUCAGAGAAGUUUUGGAAAAAAGUUAGAAAUGUGUGUGCAAUAAUGGAGCCUCUGGUCAAAGUUUUAAAAACUAUUGAUCAAGAUAAUAAGCCAACAUUGCCAAUUAUUUAUGAGGCAAUGGAUAGAGCAAAAAUGGCUAUUCAAAAGUCGGUGAAAUCUUGGAAAACAAUUUGGGAAGUGAUUGAUAAUAGAUGGUACAAUCAACUUCAUCGGGAUUUACAUGCGGCAGUUCGAAGAGGGUUAAAAAACGUCAUUGCAAAGUUGGAGCCAAAUUUAGAUGCACAAGUUGAUUCAAUAAAUGAGAUCAAAAUUUUUGCAGACAAAAAGGGAGGCUUUGGAAGUGCUAUUGCAGCAAGAGCAUUACCAAAAUCUUUACCAGCUGAAUGGUGGCUUAACUACGGUGAAGAUGCGCCAAAUUUAAGGAAUAUUGCAGUGAAAAUAUUGAGUCAAACCUGCACAUCCUCUGGUUGUGAGCGAAAUUGGAGUACAUGGUCAUUAAUUCAUACAAAACUACGCAACCGUUUGGCAGUUAAAAAAUUGCAUAAAUUAGUUUUUGUGCAUUACAAUAUGCGAUUGAAGGUGAAAAAUUUGAUGCAUCAAAGAGAUACUGAUGAUUUCUACAACCCAAUUGACUUGAAUCACAUUUUUCACCAAGAUGAUAUAUUGGAUGAUUGGAUAAGAGAAAAUGAACAACCCACAUUGCCUGAAGAUAAUCUGGAUUGGUUGGAUAAGGGCAUUCAUCAAACUGAAUCAGAAAGUAGUGAAUAUCAAGAACAUGACAACGAUGGUUUUGGUGAUACAUUGUCCCAAUAUAUUACCAAAAGAAAUAAGAAAGGUCUUGCUGCAUCCUCAAGUAGGAAACAAAAAAGUAAGACUAAACAAACCAGUAAGCAGACUGUUCCGUCAUCUUCAAAUAAAAGUGACAGCAGUAAUGAUGAUGAUGACAAUGGUGACAAUGGAGAUGGAGGGAACAAUUCUUCCAGGCAUAGUGGUUACAAUCGAGAUAGCCAACAAGCAGGAGGUAUGUCAUGGGCUCAAGGACAAGAUAAUUAUUAUGCCACUCAAGAUACUGAUCAUGGCUAUCGUCCUGGUAUAGAAGCACAACGUCAAUUCCUCAAUGAUUUAACUCAAUUUUCAAGUGAGGAUACUUUCUCUCACCAUUCAGGGUCACAAAGAUAUAGAGGAGUCAAUGAUCAGAUGCAAAAUUUGGGUAUAUACUCAACUUAUGAGCAUGAAUCUAAUCAAAACCGUAGUACUAGUCAAUUGGGAUAUGGCUAUGACCAAUCAUAUGGAAUCACUCCUGACUAUUACAGUGGAUAUCGGCCAUUUGACAGACCUGGACAGGUUGAAAGGUCUACUAGCAUUCAUGGUAGUGGAUACUAUGAAAAAGAAAUAGAUAAGUCUCAUGAUGGUUCUUCUUUUGAUUCCAAUAACAUUGGAUUUUAUGGUCAUGAUUCUACUGCAUCAUAUGGUACCAGCGAUAGUGUUAACUAUCGAGGGUUUGGAUACUACCAUCAACAAAUCAUCUCCAAUCCAGAAGUUCUUCCGUCCAAUGAUUAUGGAACAUCUAGUCAAUCCUCACAUCCAGUAAAUACACCAGAUAACUCGUUUACACUACCUACUCAAGGUCCUAUGCCACUUCCACAUCUGUUUUACCAUUCAUCGACCAAUCAGGAUGAUUUUGAACCACAUCGUCAUUCUACUUGGUAUUAA